Chiloscyllium plagiosum (whitespotted bambooshark) is the source of this 1591-nucleotide messenger RNA. RefSeq names its product serine and arginine rich splicing factor 1b (gene srsf1b). Gene Ontology annotation, cellular component: cytoplasm; nucleus. Lineage: Eukaryota; Metazoa; Chordata; Chondrichthyes; Orectolobiformes; Hemiscylliidae. The record is from RefSeq and is a predicted model, not a curated record. Gene Ontology annotation, molecular function: mRNA binding.
UGCCGUUGGUUUGUGUGGAGCGAGGUGGGCGCCAUUUUAAUCUGGUGUCGGGAAGGGGCGGACAAGAGUUGGGGAGAUUCCUUCCAAUCAUAUACACAGCGCCUUUUUAGAAAAAAAAAGCACACACAACUCGCAUUUUAUUCGACAUCGAUCUUUCUGCGGCGUGUGUUGUGUCUGUGUGUCCACUGGCAGGUUGAGCGCGUACGUUGUGCUUCAAAAGAAAAUCGCGCCAAUCCACUUCCUUCGUCGUCCUCCGACAUUUGCGAUUUUUUUUUAUCCGAAAAUAACCACUCCGUUUGUCUACGUUUAUUUUGGUUUAAAUUUCUCCCUCAAACCAAACGGUUUUUGAUUUUACCCCCCACCGUGACCCCUUUUUUGAGUCUCGCCAACCGUCGGGCUGGAGGGUAACGGGAUGCAGAACCACAGCGGCGUGAUCCGGGGCCCGGCGGGCAACAACGACUGUCGGAUCUACGUCGGCAAUCUACCGCCCGACAUCCGCACCAAGGACAUCGAGGACGUCUUCUACAAGUACGGCAGCAUCAGGGACAUCGACCUGAAGAACCGCCGCGGCGGCCCGCCGUUUGCCUUCGUAGAAUUCGAAGACCCGAGGGAUGCCGAGGAUGCUGUAUACGGUCGAGAUGGUUACGAUUACGAUGGUUACCGCUUGCGUGUUGAAUUUCCACGGAGUGGUCGAGGGACUGGAAGAGGGGGUGGCGGUGGUGGAGGCGGUGGGCAGACACCUCGAGGAAGAUACGGCCCCCCGUCGAGGCGCUCUGAAUACAGAGUGGUAGUUUCAGGGCUUCCUCCAAGUGGUAGCUGGCAGGAUUUGAAAGAUCACAUGCGGGAAGCAGGUGAUGUAUGUUACGCUGAUGUUUUCCGUGAUGGAACUGGUGUCGUGGAGUUUGUUCGCAAAGAAGAUAUGGCCUAUGCAAUGCGAAAACUGGAUAACACAAAAUUUCGAUCUCACGAGGGAGAAACAGCAUAUAUUCGUGUGAAAGUUGAUGGUCCAAGAAGUCCAAGCUAUGGAAGAUCUCGUUCACGUAGCCGCAGUCGAACCAGAAGCCGUAGCCGAAGUCGCAGCAGAAGCCGUAGUUACUCUCCCAGACGAAGCAGAGGAUCUCCCCGCUACUCGCCCCGUCAUAGCAGAUCACGUUCGCGUAGCUAGAUUGUAAAUCCAUUGAUGGAAUUCCUUGUAGUGCACCACCGCUUUUUCCCUAAAUAGAACGGAUUCUUUAUUUUUAAAUCCACGUUAACUUGUUUUAUUCAAGUUUAGAACACAAUUUAAAUUGAUAUCCAUAUAAAGAUGGUUGCUUCUCUUCAUUGUUAACAUUCCCUCAUGUCAUUACUGAAAUCUGAUAAUUGUAUAGACAGAGUAGGUUUGGAGUCUGGGAAGCUUUCAAAAUGGUGUCAACAUGACUUGGAAUAACAGUAAACUUGCGGUAAUUUGUUAAUGUUUAUAGUUGAUUUUCUUUCAAUUGAAUAAAUCCUAAUGUGAGAAUUGUAGGAGACUAUGUAGAUAGGACUGUUGUGAAACAUUUUUGUGAAAACCUUGUGUUGUACCUUAUCUUACCUUUUCAUGUAUUUUCCUAUA